CUUCAGCUUCCGGUUUAUCAGCGCGGGAAAUUCGUUCGGUAGCAUUUGGAGAGUCCAUUGUGCAGUUUUUGGAAAACCGUCAAACCACCAUGCUCGGCCGGGAAAAUAACUCCAGUUCCACCAGCGCCCUCGAUGUUGUCAUUGAUGCAGGAGAGAUUGAGGAGAAAGAUUCUGAUCUUCGUCCGAUGACACCGACAGUUAUGGUGACUUGCAAGAAACGGAAGAGAUCGUCUUUCAAAGGCCCAAUGAGAAUGACUGAGAAAGUCCGGGAAGACAUCCGCUCCAUGCUGAAGGCUGUUCCUAAGAUUGAUGAGUUGUUCACGGUGGUUGAUAAAAUAGGAGAAGGUACUUUCAGUUCUGUGUAUCGAGCCACUUUGAAGAAGGCUGCUGACACUUCACAGGAGUUUGCUCUGAAGCACAUCAUCCCAACAAGCCACCCUGAUCGUAUCCUCAGCGAACUCAGCUGCUUGGUCAAAAUAGGCGGCUGCCAUAAUGUGAUGGGAGUUAAACUGACAGUGAGGGAGAAAGACAACAUUGUCAUCGUCAUGCCACACUUCAAACACAAUAGAUUUCAGGAUUUUUACCAUGACAUGACUGUUGAAGAAGUUCAAGAUUAUCUGAGAGCCCUCUUCACAGCCCUUAGGAGAGUCCACAGAUUCAACGUGAUCCACCGAGAUGUCAAGCCAGGAAACUUUCUCUAUGACAGACAGUCCAGAAAAUAUGCUCUUGUCGACUUUGGCCUUGCUCAGGCAGUACCAACCAUAUCAACUCUCAAGGCAUCGGGGAAGAAGUCAACUCUAGGGGGCGUCCUACACCAUGAUACCCCAAGACCACCUCUAGCCAGGAAGAACACUCGGAGGGCUGCAUCAGCUUCAGAGAAUAAGGUUCCUUCCAGGGUUGAACCAAAGAGGACUCAAUCUGAAAGUCUUUCCAAAGCCCCUAGGCUUGUAGAACUCGACCCCAACACAUUCCAUUCCACCGACAAGUCAUCCCGCGACCGUAGCAACCACAAACAGGACUCCAUCAAUGAAGAUGACCUCAAGAAGAACGUAACUACGACGAUAGCAAGAGGAAGCGAGAACACCGGCGAGGGUGUUGUCAUCGCUCCGCCUAAGGAGAAGAAGCCGACAAAGCCGCCCAAGCCAGUCGUUCUCACUAGGAACUGCGCUGCCAUCACUACCAGGGGUGUGGCCAAGAAGACGCAGGAGGUGCCGAAGACACCUCAGGGUGUGUGCAGAUGUUACGGCUUGCCUCAGGUCUGUGAUGUCUGUAUGGCAAGGAAGAACCAGGCAGCACCUAGAGCAGGUACUCCGGGCUUCAGGUCACCAGAGGUGCUCCUGAAGUGCCCUGACCAAACAACAGCUGUAGACAUAUGGGCUGCAGGCGUCAUCUUCCUAUCGAUUCUGAGUGGGCGUUAUCCAUUCUUCAGAGCUCCGGACGAUUGUACCGCCCUCGCUCAGAUCAUGAGCAUUAUGGGAACGGAAGAAACCACCGAAGCCGCCAAGGCUAAUGGCAAGAAUCUAUUGUGCAAUGUGAAACUCCCAGCUAUGGAACUAAAGACAAUGUGUCGUCAGUUAAGACUAGGUGCCAUCCAGAGCCGUCACACCAAGAGUUCUCAGAGCAACGGUGAGUCCUCGAAACGACGAAGACGCAGCGUGAACCAGACCUCGCCACCCAAAGACGAGGCCGUUGUCGGCAGCCCGGGAUCGCUGCGGAGUGAAGGAAGUGUCGGCAGUGAGGAAGGUCUUGAAGAUCGAUUCCCAGACUCAGCUUAUGAUCUUCUUGGACGGCUACUAGAGCUUGAUCCUCACAAGAGGAUAACGGCAGAACAAGCCCUCAAGCAUCCUUUCCUGGUUGAGGCUGUAUGAUGUUAACUUUUCUUCCGCUAUCUAGCUUCAGAUCAUUCCAUUUUAUAUGGUCAGGGUCGUUUCAUAUAGUUAUUUGUAAGUUCUGCAUGACUUUACACACGACUGCUAACCCUUUGUUAUGGUAAAUGAUAUAUCUAUGGAGUCUUUGCAUUCAUUGCACACCCUGUCAAAAAUAACAAAAAAAAAUUUGCUUGACAAAAUUUUCGGACAAAUUUGACCCAAUAAAAGUCCGACUCUGGAUUCUUAGGACCUAAGAACACUUCCAUUUCAUGCCAAAGUCAUGUAUGACUUUACGAACAGUGUUAUGAAACACUACACAGUGCUCAUGCAUUGUUGUCUGUCAUAUAGAUAUAGCACUGCAGGGAUGACCUUUAGGCUCUUUGAUUGCACCAUCUAAGAGUUACAAUGGGUGAUUUCAAGUUCGAUGUUUGGUGUUGGUGUUGAGAGCGUGAAAAGGCUGCUGAACCGAGCUGGGUUCAGAGGAGUGAUACCGAUCCUUCUAUCGAUAGCCUAUAACGUCACGCCUCCGCGCUGAGCUGCAAGUUCAUCUCAACUUUACGCGAGAACUUCUCGACGACAAAAGUGGAAUCAGGGAAAAAUUACAGUAAAAUGUUAUCGUACAGAAUGCAAAGGCUAAAAUCACUUCAAGAAUCCGAAAGAGUAAAUAUUAUUGUCCAUUGAAAUGUUUAAGGCUCUAAUGAUUUGCACUCAUUUUAACUGUUCGGGGGGGGGGGGGGGGGGUUAAAGAAUUUUCGAGUAUGGAUCGGAAUCAUUCAGCGAACGGUAAAUAGUUUGCUGAAUAAUCAAUAUUUAUAAUUGUUACAAUUUGUUUAUAUUUGUAACCUUAUUGUAAUUCUCAAAACUACCAUCAAGUCUGGUGGUAGAUUUUUAUGUUUUGUAUCUCCUUUCGAAAUGCUGCCUUCCAUGGAGAUAUUGCUACCUCUUUAUAGUUCAUACCAUGGACCUACUACUCCAAGUUCAUUACCCACAUUCUCUUACUAUUUUCAAGUAAAUGAUAUAAACAGAAGACACCUUUGUAAAAGUCAGAGCUUUGCCUUUCUCACAGGAAUCCUGAAUGCAUCUGUUGAUCACUUAUCUUUACACUCCAAUCCAUCUUGGGGAAAACAAGAGAAGAAUGUAAGAUGUUCUGGAAAGAUGCACAGCAGGAAUUGUUCUGAAAGACAGCAUUAACUUUUGACAAGGUGUCUAUUUUGUGCUUUUAGGUGUAUAUUCUCUGAUUAAUUAAUUGGAACAAGUUAAUUGUUUGCAUUUUGACUGCAUAUUCUUUUGUAAAUUAUCUUUUAAUAUGAAGUUAUUUAUUCUGAUGUUUUUAUAACAGAAGAUUUUUCAAUAAAAUACAUAAAUGAGAAGAAUU
Messenger RNA from Lytechinus pictus (painted urchin), 3243 nucleotides. RefSeq names its product cell division cycle 7-related protein kinase-like. The record is from RefSeq and is a predicted model, not a curated record. The transcript has 10 exons. The coding region runs from base 90 to 1868 and encodes 592 amino acids. Gene Ontology annotation, cellular component: nucleus. Gene Ontology annotation, biological process: protein phosphorylation; mitotic DNA damage checkpoint signaling. Gene Ontology annotation, molecular function: protein serine/threonine kinase activity; ATP binding. NCBI's taxonomy places the organism in Eukaryota, Metazoa, Echinodermata, Echinoidea, Temnopleuroida, Toxopneustidae.